Molecule: messenger RNA, 1332 nt
Organism: Gastrolobium bilobum
Lineage: Eukaryota; Viridiplantae; Streptophyta; Magnoliopsida; Fabales; Fabaceae
Product: transcription factor GTE11-like
Exons: 7
Coding region: 1-1332 (443 amino acids)
Molecular function (GO): protein binding
Source: RefSeq, a predicted model, not a curated record
AUGGGUGUUACUAAAACAACAGUACAAGGUAAGAAAUCAAAUUUCAAGUUACUACUUACUACCAAAAGGGUUGAAGUUGAUUCUGGAUUGAAAAAGUAUGAAUUUAUAGAAAAAGCAUCCCACUUUGAUGAGAAUGAGUGCUCUAAUUCAAAGAAAAAAUCCUCUAUGACAGGUUCCAUCAAGAGAGGACCACAAGGUAUUAUCGAGGGCCAUAAAGAGAAAAGGCAGAAGAUAGAUCGGAAAACAUCUCUUCUGUGUACUGCCAUUCUGAAGAGUCUAACAUCCCACAGACAUGGCUGGGCUUUUAAUAAGCCAGUUGAUCCUGUGGCAUUGAAUAUUCCAGAUUAUUUUACAAUCAUAUCUCAUCCCAUGGAUUUAGACACUAUUAAAUCCAAGCUGGAAAAAAAUAUUUACUUUAGCAUUGAGGAAUUUGCAGCUGAUGUUAGAUUGACCUUUUCAAAUUCCAUGACAUAUUAUCCUCCUAUGAAUGGUGUUCAUUUAAUGGCAACGGAGCUCAAAAAAAUAUUUGAGAGAAAAUGGAAAGACUUGGAGAAAAAAUGCAAGUGUGAAAAUGAGAAUGAAAAAAUUAUGGCUGGAGCAGUGAGGGGACAUGUGAGAAAAUUUUGUAAUAGGAUGCGUCCCCUGCAAAAGGAUACCUUGCCCAAAAAGUUGCAAGUACCUGAAAUGAAAGAAAUUCAGAAGAUUAGUUCAUUGGAUGGAAGACAUGCUAAAGUUGAGGUUCCUAAGUCGUUACAGACUCGUUGCAAAUUGAUUCAGAAAAACUUACACAAAGGGGCUGCAAGUUGUCUCGAUAGUGAACAUGGAUGUUAUACUUCUCACCUUACAUCACCUGUUACUGAUUCCCUUUCUAGAGAAGAAUGGAGCACUCCUGUUUAUGAUGUACUGUUAUCACCCAAACAGGCUAUCCGUGUUGCUACACUGAAGCGCCGCUUUGCAGAUACUAUCCGUAAAGCACAAAAUGAAACACUUUUGGACCAGGGUGUGAAAAUGAAGAUGCAAAAGGAAAAGGAAAGAAAGCAGCAUGAAGCUGCAAGAAUGAAAGCCAAUGAAGCGUUAGAAAAAGAAAGAGAAGCUGAACGAGUCAGAAUACAAAAGAUUGAAAGAACUGCUGAGAUACAGAAUGACUUGACGAUUUGGGAGGAGCUUGAAAUGUUGUGUGGGGGUAAGCUGUGUUAUGGAGACUUCAGCAUUAAACAUUGCUCUAGAGUUGCAAUGGAUAAAUCUCGUGCUCAAAACCCACUCGAGCGGCUUGGUUUAUUUUUCAAGGAUGACUAUAUUACCUCAGAUGAAGAUGUGGAGGAUUUGUGUUGA